AUGCUCCGUCCGGAUCGUGCGCACCCCGGGCUGCCCUGGGGACACGCGGAUGCGCAGCGGCACCUUGUCCUGGACGACGUUCACCGUGGCUCCGCGCACGUGCCCGCGCUCAGCAGGGAGGAGAAGAGGCGGAGGAGGCGCGCAACCGCCAAAUAUCGAUCCGCGCACGCCACCAGGGAGCGCGUCCGCGUGGUGGCCUUCAACGUGGCCUUCGCGGAGCUGAGGACGCUGCUGCCCACGUUCCCCCCCAACAAGAGGCUGAGCAAGAUCGAGACCCUGAGACUGGCGCUCUGCUACAUCUCUUAUCUCAACCACGUGCUGGGUGUGUGA
Pleuronectes platessa (European plaice) is the source of this 330-nucleotide messenger RNA. RefSeq names its product helix-loop-helix protein 2-like. Gene Ontology annotation, biological process: regulation of transcription by RNA polymerase II. The transcript has a single exon. Gene Ontology annotation, molecular function: DNA-binding transcription factor activity, RNA polymerase II-specific; protein dimerization activity; RNA polymerase II cis-regulatory region sequence-specific DNA binding. The record is from RefSeq and is a predicted model, not a curated record. Bases 1 to 330 code for a protein of 109 amino acids. NCBI's taxonomy places the organism in Eukaryota, Metazoa, Chordata, Actinopteri, Pleuronectiformes, Pleuronectidae.